AUGUCUGCUAAACUAUUGAGAAAAGCUGCGUCGGCGUUUCGAAGAGAUAAAGAGGAAUAUAACACGGUGAGUUGAGGUUUGGGACGAAAUUGCAUAAUUUUUGAGAAUUUCGGGCGAUUUUUGUAGUGCGGUGGAGCGCAUUUGCUUUCAGAUGUUCGAAAUUUGAAUAUUUAACAGUGUUUUAAAAUUUUGUUAGUUUUACCCCUAAAACCCCCGAAAAUAGGCCGAAAUCCCAAAAUUCCCAUUCAAAUUCAAAAAUUCGCGCAAUUUUUGUAGUGCGCUAGAGCGCGUUUGCAGCAAAUUCGAUGCAUUCGCGCUCCAGCGAACGAAAUAUUUUUGUUUUUUUUUCAAACUCCCCAAAACUUGUUUUCCUCUCAAAGUAGAUCAAAUUGAUCGGCGCAACCGCUGAAUGUUUGUUUUUCUUUUUUUCGACAGAAAAAAACGAGGUAUAAAAUGCGGUGUAUUUUGUAUUGUCAUCAUUUUUGAUGCACUUUUUGUUUUUUGAAAAUAAAAACAUAUUUUUUUAGAGGGAAACCUGAGUUUUCCAAAUUUCUGAAAAAUGAUGAUAUUGCGAAACUCUUCUUUCUAUAUAAAUCAAAAUUCCGGUCAUUUUGUGUCCAAACUUCACAAAAACUAUUGAGUGACCUUCAUUUUUUCAAAUAAACAACAACUUUUUUUCAACGCGCCGCCCAUGUUGUUCUCUGUUUCUCUGGCCGUUUUUAGAUAAGACGAUGCCAUUUUUCACUCGCUUUUUCAUCAAAAAUGCCGUGUUUUCACUCUAAAAAUCCAUAUUUUGUGCAUUUUCAGAUGUCGAAAGCAUUCAUCGGUCGUCCAGCUCCACAAUUCAAAACCCAAGCGGUUGUUGACGGCGAAUUUGUCGAUGUUUCGUUGUCGCAAUACAAGGGAAAAUAUGUUGUUCUCUUCUUCUAUCCACUUGACUUGUAAGUCUGAAAUUUUUGGCUGAAACUGGCUUACAGAGCUCGCCGAGCUGAUCAAAAUGCUCUAAAAAUUAGCUCCAGUGGGAGCCGAGAAAAUGAUGGCGCAGGUGGUAAGUGCUUCGAUCGAGAGUUUAGAGGUCACGGGUUCGAAUCCAGCUUGCAACUCCUUUUUUUAUCGUAAAAAAUGAAAAAAGUAGUCGCAAGGUGGAUUCGAACCCGUGACCUCUAAACCCUGGAUCGAAGCACUUACCACCUACACCAUUUGUUCACUCAUUUUCUCGGCUCUCCCUGGAGCUCUGCAGCUAACUUUUAGAGAAUUUUGCUGAGCUCUUUGAGCUCUAUAAUACUGUAGCCUUUUCAUUUUCAAUCAAUAAAUGAUGCAACAAAUGAUGACAAUUUUUGUUUUCUUAUCAAUCACUUUUUUGUAUUGAUAAUGAAAAAAAUCACAAAAUAAACAAAAGUGCGAGGAAUUUUCGAGAAAAUAUCAAUAUUUUGCAGCACCUUCGUCUGUCCAACUGAAAUCAUUGCCUUCUCCGAUCGCGCCAAGGAAUUCGAAUCGAUCAAUACUGUUGUAAGUAGAACAGGUUACGAAAUAUGCGCCAGUGAAUGUUUUUGGCACGAAAAUGGGCUUGUAACUUGACUCCCAGGUUGAAUGAAGUGAUUGACGCAUUUUGAGAAGCUUGAGAAAUUGCUGACGCAAGUUUGGUAGCUCUGGAAGUUUGCUGGUGUAUCCUGAAGCUCUCAGAAAUACGCCAGCAAUCUUUGAAGCUACAAAAUUUGCGUCAGCAAUUGCUCAAGCAUCGCAAAAUGCGCUAGACUCUAGUUUCCCUCAAAAUCAUGUUUUUGACAACUUGUAACUUGACUCCUAGUUCCAAUAAAAGAAAAUAUGAAAAUAUUUUGAUGAAUAUGUAGAUGCUGACGUAAAUUUGGUAGUUUUGCUGGCGCUUUUUCAGUAGCUAUCUACUCAAAGCGCCAGCAAAACUACAAAAUUUACGUCAGCAUCUACAUAUUCAUCAAAAUAUUUUAAUUUUCCGUUAUUGUAGCUAGGAGUCAAGUUACAAGUUGUCACAAACAUGAUUUUUGAGUGAAACUAGAGACUGGCGCAGUUUGAGUAAUUGCUGACGCAAAUUUUGUAGCUUUGAAGCUUGCUGGCGUAUUUCUGAGAGCUUCACAAGUCUCAGGAGCUACCAAAUUUGCGUCAGCAAUUGCUCGGGCUUCGCAAAAUGCGUCAGCCCUUCUAUUUUCACUCUAGGAACCGAGUGCAUUCACUGACGCAUUUCUGCGAGAGCUACAAAAAUCACGUCAACACUCAAAACACGUCAAUCUCAUUUCAGGUGCUCGCCGCUUCAACUGACUCGGUCUUCUCGCAUUUGGCAUGGAUCAAUCAACCACGCAAACACGGUGGACUCGGAGAAAUGAACAUUCCAGUGUUGGCUGACACCAAUCACACCAUCUCACGUGAUUAUGGAGUUUUGAAGGAGGAUGAGGGAAUCGCAUUCCGUGGUAAGAGAUUUUGGGGAAUUUUGAUGAAUUAUUUAUGGAAAAUUUGAAAAUAUUGAGGUUUUUAACAUGGAAAACUCUAAAAUUUUCAAUUUUUCUUGAAAAUUCUCAAAAUUCCAAUGGAACAUUUGCGAAUUAUUGUGAAAAUUUGCAUUUUUCAGCUUGAAAAACAGAAAUUUUAGCAAAAACUUCAAUUUUGACUGAAAAGUCUCAAAAUCAUUCAAAAAUUUCGAAUUUUGGCUCAAAAAGUCUCGGGAUCAUCAAAAUUGUAUUUUUAGGCUCGAAAAAAUCCAAAAUUUCUGAAUUCUGGCUCAAAAAAUUGCAAAAAUCUUUGAAAUUGUCUUGCGAGCUUCAAAAUCAUCCAAAAUUUCUGAAUUCUGGCUCAAAAAAUUGCAAAAAUCUUUGAAAUUGUCUUGCGAGCUUCGAAAUCAUUGAAAAUUCUUGAAAUUUGGCUCAAAAAAUCUCGGGAUCAUCAAAAUUAGCUUCCUGAGCUCAAACUAUUCUAAAAUUUGCGAAUUUUAGCUCUAAAAAUUCCAAAAAUCAUCAAAGUUGUAUUGCGAGCUUCAAAAUCAUUGAAAAUUCUUGAAAUUUUGGCUCACAAACCCUGGGACUUUCAAAAUUAUCUAAAAUUCACAUAUUUUGGCUUUCUAGGCUCAAAAUGAUCCAAAAUUUUUCAAAUUUGAAAUCAAAAAACUCCCAAAAUUCUCAAAACCUUCAAAAUCAUCCAAAAUUCUGGAAUUUUCACCCAAAAAAUCCCUAUAUUUUUACAGGUCUCUUCAUCAUUGACCCAGAACAAAACUUGCGUCAAAUCACGGUCAAUGAUUUGCCAGUCGGUCGUUCAGUUGACGAAACUCUUCGCCUCGUUCAAGCCUUCCAAUUUGUCGAGAAACACGGAGAAGUUUGCCCAGCUGGAUGGACUCCUGGAGCUGAUACUAUUAAACCAGGAGUCAAGGAUGCUCAAGAAUAUUUCAACAAACAUUAA
Caenorhabditis angaria is the source of this 3420-nucleotide messenger RNA. NCBI's taxonomy places the organism in Eukaryota, Metazoa, Nematoda, Chromadorea, Rhabditida, Rhabditidae. The record is from the annotation of a GenBank genome assembly.